UCAGAAUUUCAGCACUAGACAGACUGGACGUCAGAGUGGGGAGCUGUCCAUGGUGCUGAAUUGCCCAGCGCUCAGUUCCUGCUGUUUUGUGAUGGUCUCGUCUCUCGGUCUUUAGUUCAUUAAAAUACUUCGUCGUGACUAUAUCUGUCAAAUACUGCAGUUGCUUUGUCACAGUUUAUUAUUGCUCAUGCAUAGUUUUCAAAGAAAAUGUUCUGUACUCACUGUAUGAAACUUGAGUACCGUGGCAAGGGAAUUAAGAUGCAUUAGCCAGCACUCAAUUACGUGGAUAUUACCUGAUGACGCUAUAUUUCGGCGCACGAUGAGAGGAGGAGAUUGCAGACAGCGCUGCCACCCUCAUUGUCGCAGUAAAUGGAACCAGUAGUCUACAUUGGCACCGAUUUGUAAGCUUCGGGACGGCGAGAUUUAGAGUGAUAGCAUGAUCGUAUAAAUGGCUGUAAACACAAUGGCUGUGAGUUACCAGCGCCGAGGAUUGACCAGGAUACGGAAGAGCCCGGCCUCCUUCCCUGGGAACCUCCACCUGGUGCUGGUGCUGAGACCCACCAGCUUCUUCCAGCGCACCGUCACAGACCUGGGCUUCCGCUUCAGCCAGGAGGACUUCAUGCUCAAGAUGCCAGUGGUGAUGCUGAGCUCUGUGACAGACCUACUGAGAUACAUUGAUGAAAACCAACUGACCUCUGAGUUUGGUGGAACUCUGGAUUACUGCCACAGUGACUGGAUCGUCCUGAGAACAGCCAUAGAGAGCUUUGCGGUGACAGUUAAGGACAUAGCUCAGAUGCUGCAGGCGUUUGGCACAGAGCUGGCAGAGACAAAGCUGCCAGAUGAGGGCACCGGCAUCGUACACCUCCUCUCAACCCACACUGACAAGUACAGGAAACUCAAGGAGGCGAUAUGGUCUGUAUCAAAGGAGGGUUGUCACCUGCUGGCUAGCCUGGAGGCCUCUGGGAGAGAGGAGGAUUCACUAUGGGAUAUCAGGCUGGACUGGGAGACUGUGCAGAGGCUACUAGCCCAGCUGAGGGACAUGGAGUCAGCCUUUGACGGCUUCUUUGAGAAGCAUCAUCUGAAGCUCCAACAGUACCUCCAGCUGCUCAGAUACGAACACAGCUUCCAGGAGAUGGAGUUGUCUCUGGAGCGUCUGGCGACCCAGGAGAGGGAGGUGUCGUUGUCAGGGGAGACGCUGACUCAGACAGAACAGACACUCAGGGACCUGGACAGCCUGGAGGCUCACGCACAGGAGGAGAUGGCUCGUGCCCAGACCAUCAUCCUCCACGGUCACCAGCUGGCAGCCUGUCACCACUACGCCAUGGCCCUGAUCGUGCAGCGCUGCAACGAGCUACGUCACCGCUGUGACACGCUCAGUAAGGCUCUGAGGGCCAAACACACACACCUCUCCCAGGCCUAUCAGCUGCUGCUACGCUUGGAUCAGGCCCAGAGUUGGUGUGACGACGGGGCCUACUUGUUGGCCCAGCAGCUGGUGGAAAAGUUCCAGUCUAAGCAAGGGGCCCAGGCAGCUCUGAAGGACAUAGACAGAUUCCUGGAGGGGGCUCCGUCUCUCCUCAGCUCAGGACCUGACCUCCUGGCCGUGGAGUUUGAGUCUGUCCUCACCCCAGAGAGACAGGUCCAGAUAGGGAAGACAUUUGAGAAGCACACAGCGGUGCAGGAGAUGAUCCACAACAGACAGGUCUGUCUGAGGAAGCUGGCUGAUAAACACGUCCGUCCCAUUCAACUGGUGGCCCCCCGGCCGGAGAACCCACCCCGCUCCAAGUCCCCACUAUUCUCCCCCAAACAUGGGGUCGACGGUUUGAAGUUCUCCUUCGAUCUAUCACUUCCUGGGAAGAGGACGUCACGGAAAAGCCCCGGCUCCAGAAAGAUUGAGGUGAUGCAUGACUACGAGGAGAAUAGGAGUUCCCUGCUCGCCAGCCUGGAGGGAGAGGAUAGCCCAGACCUUCUCAAACGUCACGUGAUGAGGGAGCUAAUCGAGACAGAGAGAGUCUAUGUGGAGGAGCUGCUGUCAGUGCUGCUGGGAUACAGGGGAGAGAUGGAGAACCCAGGCCUUUCAGGGCUCCUGCCCCCCAUCCUGCAAAGUAAGAAAGACAUCCUGUUUGGAAACAUGCCUGAGAUCUACAACUUCCACAGCAGGGUGUUCCUGCAGGACCUGGAGGGCUGCCUGGAGACCCCAGAGGGAGUAGGGGCCUGCUUUCUGGAGCGGAAGGAGAAUUUCCAGGUGUAUGAGUGUUACUGUCAGAAUAAGUCUCGCUCAGAGUCCUUAUGGAGGCAGUUCUCAGACUGUGCCUUUUUCCAGGAGUGCCAGAAGAAGCUGGAGCACAAACUGGGCCUGGAUUCUUACCUGCUGAAACCGGUACAACGCCUUACCAAGUACCAGCUACUACUGAAGGAGCUACUGAAGUACAGUCCAGGAGGCUGUGAGGGGACCUCGGAGCUACAGGGGGCGCUAGCAGCCAUGCUGGACCUCCUCAAGUCAGUCAAUGACUCCAUGCAUCAGAUCGCCAUCACAGGUUACCAGGGAGAGUUGUCUGACCUGGGCCGGGUGCUGAUGCAGGGCUCCUUUAGUGUGUGGAUCAGCCAUAAGAAAGGCCCCACCCGUAUGAAGGAGCUGGCCCGCUUCAAGCCCAUGCAGAGACACCUGUUUCUGUAUGAGAGAGCCCUGCUCUUCUGCAAGCGCAGGGAGGAGCAUGGAGAGGGUGCAGACAAGACCCCCUCCUACAGCUUCAAGCACUGUCUCAAGAUGAGUGCGGUGGGGAUUACAGAGAACGUCAAGGGAGAUGUGAAAAAGUUUGAGAUCUGGUACAGUGGCAGGGAGGAGGUGUACUUAGUUCAGGCCCCCACAGCGGAGGUUAAGAUGGCUUGGCUCAAUGAUCUGCGAAGGAUCCUCACCAACCAGCAGAAACUCCUCAAAGAUGAGCAUUGUGUCAACAACCAGAUGCCAGACCACAUUCAACUGUCUCCGCCCUUGUCUGAGAGCAAACAGCAGAGGGCGUCGAUCAGCUCAGAAGACACCGAGUCAGGGAGGAGCAGUCCAGACCCCCAGUUCCACUCCCCUCAACACCGGCGAAACCGACGCAGUUGGCCCGGCGCGCCUCACUCAGUAGACAUCUGUGAGGGUCUGGAGGAGUGGGGUGGAGGUGAGGACCCCUCUCAGCCGUCAGACACCGAGGAGGAGGACGCUGCUCAGCUGGCUCCAGGCAGAUAUAAGGCCUUGGCUGAAUGUUCACGAUACGGCCCAGAUGACCUCACCAUCAAGCGCGGCGAUGUCAUCCAGCUGCAGCACGAGGACAGCGAAGGCCACUGGCUGGUGAAGAACCUGAGUCGCAGACAGGAGGGUAUCAUCCCAGUCCCCAACCUGCACAUGAUUCUGGGAAACGGCAGUAGAGGACAGUCCACCAGACUAGGAGAUCCAUGGAAUCUGAAGGCCAGAAAGCUCAGCUCCCCUUAGAGGAAAAAUGCUGUCUUCAAGUGCUCGUGGGAACUGGGAAAGUGGUUAGUCGGAACCUCGUAUUUCCCACUUCGGAGGAGCAUUGGAAGGCAGCAACACCUUUUUGUUGGACCUUUACAAAGAUUGACAGACUGAAAAGACAUACUGUUUUCCAUUAGACAUUGUGAGGUCAUGACUGAUGGAAUAUCUUAAACUCUGCUUCCUCAAAGUAGCCAAUUGAAGAAGGACAUAGGAGUUUUAGGUCUGGAUUUUUGAUUGAAAUUUUUCUGGGCCAGUAACAUGAGGACCUGUUUUUUGCCCACCAUGAUGGACAGUGGACACACUUUAUGAAUGUUACCCUCCAAACACUUUAGACAGCACAGGGUUCUACCAGCACAAAGGCACACGGUUUGGUGAAGGACAAGGGACAUGUAAAAUUCAAUCCCCCACUUCCUCUUAGACCCAGCCAAUGGGCUUUUCUGUUGGGCUGCUGUAGCUGGAUUACAUCCAUGGACUCUAGUUCUCUGAGGGAUUCUUAACCGUCAUUGCUAAUCAGUGAGAAUGCAGUUGGUGUUUGUAUGUUUAUGUGUGUUCUUAUGCGUCAUAAUAAUCAGGGUUUUUGCCUGAAACAUUUCUUAAAAAGAGACUUUUGUACAUAGCUAUGUAAUUCAUUUUUGAUGUGUAUACUUGAAUGUUGGUCUAUUGUUUGUUGACGUUAAUUUAUUCUACAUGCUCAUGUUGUUUAGGUAUCCAUCCUGUCUUGUUCCUUAAGGCAGCCUUCUCUUAGCUCUCCAAGAGUUGAAAUGCCAAAACGUGCCGUGCCAUAAUGCCUUUUUAUUCCUGCAAUGUUGGAAUCGAGCUUCUCUUUGAUAAAUGUACUGUUUGCUCCGCAAUAUCAAACGCAGUCUUGCUUCUACCUCACAUCAGACCUAUACUCAACUGGCACGUUAUUCAUGCUUAUAAGCGAAAUGCAAGCUGAAAGCUUUACUAUAUUUUCAAAGGCUCUAGAGAAAUUGAGCUCUCCAUGAACGCAAUACCUCCUUCAUAUUUUCCUGAUUCAUACCUAUUCUUUUUCAGUUUUAUUUCCAAAGCUCAGUGUGGGUCAAUGGCGAGGAGACACACGGCCCCAAUAUAAAUAAAGUUGUUAAGAUGUCACGGAUGGUGAAUUCCGACAUCUUGUGAGGAGAUGGUGAUUGAUAGAAGGGUACUCCUCAGGUCUAUAAGAGCUACUGCCAGCGUGGCGCCAGCAAAGACUGAUGUCAUUCUCCCCAGGAUUUCACUAUCUGUCUCCCCGGUGUGAGCAGCCCUCUGCCUGUGACAGCACAAAAUGGAGCGAGAGAGAGCUGGAUCAAGAGAGAGGGAGAAAUGUGCCACUCUCUCUUCCUCUACUCGUCUCUUCCACGGCCUUGCAAUUAAUCUUACGCUUCCCAUUAAACAGGAUCAUACAGCAAACAUGAAAUAUACCCGCUAUGUCGAACGCUUAAUUAAAUAUUGAUUGCGGACUUAUAUGAAUUUACUACAUCAAAUCAAGGCCCCAGUCGGAGGCCUGCCUUUGAUAUUCUGCGUUUGAUGUGGAAAUGAGCCAGGAUAACAGCGGGAGCACAGCUCCACACUACUAAUGUCUUCUUAUUAAUUAAUUAAUUUUGCUAUCAAGUUGUUCCUUCGCGGCGGUAAGCAGCUGUGCAGCCCAGUAAAAUGAUGUCUAUCUACCCUUAACGGAGACCUGCUUGACUGCUGCGCAUCACAUCAAUGGGUUUCUCUCCUCAUAUGGCAGAAUUAGCUGGGUUUUCUUUUUUUGUGCUCCAAAAUGCUGCACAUUUUGCACUGAACUGUGAUGUUCAAAAAUAGAGACAGAAAUAUGCUUGAAAAUGCUGUGCGUCUUUGACAAGCGCUGUAAGCUUGUUGCUAAGUGUUUCUCAUAAGAGAACAUAGCAUGGCUAACUGAAUAUUGACUGAACGUGGCAGGUUUCAGGUUUUUAUUAUUGUUCUACAGUCAUCGUUGUUGAUUGGCUGCUUUUUUAUACAGCUUCAGUAUUGUAUAUAGACCAAAUAAAGUAUUUAUUGAAAUAAUACAGA
Messenger RNA from Salvelinus fontinalis (brook trout), 5527 nucleotides. Its product is annotated as proto-oncogene DBL-like. The coding region runs from base 449 to 3472 and encodes 1007 amino acids. NCBI's taxonomy places the organism in Eukaryota, Metazoa, Chordata, Actinopteri, Salmoniformes, Salmonidae. The record is from RefSeq and is a predicted model, not a curated record. Gene Ontology annotation, cellular component: cytoplasm. Gene Ontology annotation, molecular function: protein binding; guanyl-nucleotide exchange factor activity. The transcript has 27 exons. Gene Ontology annotation, biological process: dendrite development; intracellular signal transduction.